This is a messenger RNA of Homarus americanus (American lobster), 399 nucleotides long. Its product is annotated as keratin-associated protein 4-4-like. Lineage: Eukaryota; Metazoa; Arthropoda; Malacostraca; Decapoda; Nephropidae. The transcript has a single exon. Bases 1 to 399 code for a protein of 132 amino acids. The record is from RefSeq and is a predicted model, not a curated record.
AUGUGUUCAGGUCAGAGUGUGUUCAGCCCACAGUGUGUUCAGACCAGAGUGUGUUCAGCCCAGAGUGUGUUCAGACCAGAGUGUGUUCAGGCCACAGUGUGUUCAGCCCAGAGUGUGUUUAGGUCAGAAUGUGUUCAGGCCAGAGUGUGUUCAGGCCAGAGUGUGUCUAGCCCACAGUGUGUUCCAGGCCAGAGUGUGUUCAGCCCACAGUGCGUGUUCAGGCCAGAGGUGUUCAGGCCAGAGUGUGUUCAGCCCACAGUGUGCUUAGGCCACAGAGUGUGUUCAGGCCAGAGUGUGUUCAGCCCACAGUGUGUUCAGGGCCAGAGUGUUCAGCCCACAGUGUGUUCAGCCCACAGUGUGUUCAGGCCAGAGUGUGUUCAGCCCACAGUGUGUUCAUAG